UCUAUCAAACACCUGUGACUUCCCACCACCAAACGAUCCCUCUCUCUCUCUCUCUCCCGACAUGAUGUUUCUGUCUUCGUACUCCAAAUGGCUAUCCCAUCUUCUUUGCCACUAGCGACUCAUCCCUUCCUACAGAUUUUUCUCCUUCUCCUUUGGCUCCGUCCCUUCCAAGUACUGUUGCCCCACCCACCACCGUUCUAGAUCGAAGCAGUAGCUUCCCAUCAUAACGCUCGGGGCGGGUUCUUGAGGAGAAAACCCAGUCACCCACCAUGCCGAACUUGGUCGUGGAAGUCCUCGACGCGAGCGAUCUGAAGCCCAAGGACGGGCAAGGCUCGGCGAGCCCGUACGUGGAGGUGGAGGUGGAGGAGGAGCGGCGUAAGACGCUGACCAAGCAGCGGGACCUCAACCCCCAGUGGAACGAGAAGCUGGUCUUCAGCAUCGGCGACCCGAGGAGCCUUCACAGCAAGACGAUCCACGUCGUGGUGUACAACGACACCAGAGGAGGAGGCCCCCACAAGCAGUUCCUCGGCCGGGUAAAGAUCUCCGGCGCUUCCGUCCCUCUGUCCGAAUCGGAGGCCUCGGUCCAGAGAUACCCGCUCGACAAGCGCGGCCUGUUUUCGCACAUCAGCGGCGAUAUCUCGCUUCGGAUUUAUGUCACCCACGACGACGGUUUUGGCAUGUCGCCCCCGAACGUCGGUCCUGACGAUGGUGUCGGUGCUGCGGAGACGCCUCUGAAAGAUGCCGAUUUUAGAGAUGCCAAGCAUGGUAGCGACCACGUCGGCGUCGACCACCAUCAUCAUGCCGAUUUCGAUGAGAAGAAGAACAAGAAAAAGCAUAAGGACCCGGAAGUGAGGACUUUCCGCUCCAUCGGAGCUUCGGCGCCGACCGGCGCUCCCCCGGUGACGAGUUUCUUCUCGGGCCCCGGGAGCGGAGCCAAUUUCAUGAAGGAGAAGGCGCCGGCCGCCGAGACCAGGGCCGACUUCGCCCGCGCGGGCCCAGCUGCCGUAAUGCAAAUGCGGAUGCCGGGGGGCCCGAACCCGGAAUUCGCCUUGCAGGAGACUCGGCCGCCGGUGGCGGCGCACUUGCGGUAUCGGGGAGGGGAUAAGACCUCAAGCACUUAUGAUCUCGUGGAGCAGAUGCAUUAUCUGUACGUGAACGUGGUCAAGGCCAGAGAUCUUCCUAUCAUGGAUGUUAACGGGAGCCUGGAUCCCUAUGUGGAAGUGAAGGUUGGGAACUACAAAGGAGUCACCAAACACCUGGAGAAGAACCAGAACCCAGUGUGGCGGCAGAUAUUCGCGUUCGCGAAGGAGCGGCUGCAAUCGAAUUUCCUGGAGGUGAACGUGAAGGACAAGGAUACAUUUUCCAAGGACGAUUUCGUGGGGAGAGUCGUCCUGGACAUUUCUGAGGUGCCGACUCGAGUUCCUCCGGACAGCCCUCUGGCUCCUCAGUGGUAUAGGUUGGAGAACAAGAAAGGAGAGAAAUUCAGGGGAGAGAUCAUGAUCGCCGUGUGGAUUGGGACGCAGGCCGACGAGUCAUUCCCCGAGGCCUGGCAUUCCGAUGCGCACAACAUUAGCCACACUAACUUGCAAAAUACUCGAUCCAAGGUCUAUUUCUCGCCGAAGCUCUAUUACCUUCGAGUUCACGUCAUCGAAGCUCAGGAUCUUAUUCCCACCGAGGGCGGUCGACUGGUCGACACAUACGUCAAGGUUCAGCUAGGGAACCAGGGAAGGGUAACCAGGUCUUCCCAAGUGAAGACCGUGAAUCCCGUGUGGCAAGAUGAGCUAAUGUUCGUGGCGUCUGAGCCGUUCGACGAAUAUAUAAUCGUGUCGGUCGAAGAGCGGGCAGGGCCUGGGAGGGAUGAGACGUUAGGGAGGUUGAUAUUCCCGGUUAGGGACGUUCCGCACCGAAGUGAAACCGGCAAGAUGAUGGAUGCUCGGUGGUUUAACCUCCACAAGCCAUCUAUCAUCGAGGAAGGAGAGAAGAAGAAGGAACAUAAGUUCUCUAGCAAGAUUUGCAUCCGGUUUUGCCUGGAAUGGGGGUAUCAUGUUCUCGACGAGGCCACGCAUUUCAGCAGCGAUCUUCAACCGUCGGCGAAGGUGCUAAGGAAACAGAGCAUUGGAAUUCUCGAGCUCGGGAUUCUGAGCGCUCGGAAUUUGCUUCCCAUGAAGGCGCACGAAGGCCGAGCUACCGAUGCCUACUGUGUAGCCAAGUACGGGAACAAAUGGGUCAGGACCAGGACCCUGCUGGACACCCUGCAUUCUCGGUGGAACGAGCAGUACACCUGGGAAGUUUACGACUUGUGCACCGUGAUCACGAUCGGAGUUUUCGACAACUGCCACAUCAAUGGAAAAGACGACGCUAGAGAUAAGCGAAUCGGGAAAGUGCGAGUUCGCCUUUCCACUUUAGAAGCCGAUCGAGUGUACACUCACUACUAUCCCCUCCUCGUCCUCCAUCCCUCCUCCGGCCUGAAGAAGCACGGCGAGCUCCAUUUGGCGCUACGGUUUACUUGCACGGCGUGGGUUAACACGAUGGCUCAAUAUGGCAGGCCUUUGCUUCCCAAAAUGCACUACAUCCAACCCAUACCGGUUCGGUACAUUGAUUGGCUCCGGCACCAAGCCAUGCAGAUCGUGGCGGCCCGGCUGGCCCGGGCCGAGCCGCCGCUCAGGCCAGAAGUCGUGGAAUACAUGUUAGAUGUGGAUGCCCACAUGUUCAGCCUGAGGAGGAGCAAAGCCAAUUUCGGCCGGAUCAUGUCCCUGUUUUCGGGUGUCGCCGCCGUUUUCAAAUGGUUCGACAACAUUUGCCACUGGAGGAACCCUAUCACCACCUGUCUCGUUCACAUACUGUUCUUUAUACUCGUUUGCUACCCGGAGUUGAUCUUGCCGACGGUUUUCCUGUACCUUUUCGUGAUUGGCCUUUGGAAUUACCGACUCAGGACGAGGCUUCCACCUCAUAUGGAUGCCCGGCUGUCGUACGCGGAGGGUGUCCAUCCGGACGAGCUCGACGAGGAAUUCGACACAUUCCCCACAACCAGGCAAUCGGAUGUCGUGCGGCUGAGGUAUGAUCGGCUGCGGAGCGUAGCAGGCAGGGUCCAGACCGUGAUCGGGGAUAUAGCCACACAAGGCGAGCGGAUUCAGUCGAUAUUGAAUUGGCGGGACCCCAGGGCCACCUCGAUCUUCAUCAUGUUCUCAUUGAUAUGGGCAGUCAUCAUUUAUGUCACUCCGCUCCAGAUUAUUAUCGUGCUCAUCGGGCUCUACCUGCUGCGGCAUCCGCGGUUCCGGGGCAAGCAGCCUCCCGUACCGGUCAAUUUCUUCAAGAGAUUGCCGUCCAAGUCGGACAUGCUACUAUAAGGUAGAGUUCCUAUUUAUACAAAUUAACUACAUAUGAGUCUUGUCCUAUUGAUUCAAUAUUUACAUAUAAGACCAUGAUUUGCCAAUAAACCUGAAGAUGUGGUAUACUAGAGCAAUAAAAUGCCAGCAGCUUGCUGUCUCAAGUCCAUCGUCGCUCGGAUGAAAUCUCGCUUUCUGAUAGUACCUGCAUUCUUUCUGUUUCUUUGGAUAAAGGACAGGGCAGCUCUUGUUCAAUUUCGAUGCUUUAUGGCCUUUGUUGCUCACCAAUAGUGAUUGCUGCAGAAAACUUUAGUCUGUAGCGUGUAUCCUAUAGUUUUCUUUGGAAGAUAAAAGAUAUUGAAUGAAUUAGGUGUCACAUAUUCAAUUCCUGAUGUAUUUUAUCGAAUACCCCCUAUAUUUCAAGAAUGAUCAUUUCGA
Molecule: messenger RNA, 3764 nt
Organism: Eucalyptus grandis
Lineage: Eukaryota; Viridiplantae; Streptophyta; Magnoliopsida; Myrtales; Myrtaceae
Product: FT-interacting protein 7
Exons: 1
Coding region: 270-3347 (1025 amino acids)
Source: RefSeq, a predicted model, not a curated record